AUGUCCCGAAGCGCUCGCGUCGCGCUCGCGCCGUCGAUUCGCGCGCGCGCCGCGCGGGCGAAACGCGACACGCGCGACCGCGCGUCGCGCCGCGCCGCGUCGUCGGACGCCGCGAAUCGCGACGCGGAGACGGAGACCGAGGCGCGCGCGAGCGAGCGCGUGCUGCGCUCGUGCCUCGACGCGGUGGCGUCCGGCGACGAAGCCGAGCUCGAGCGGUGCCUGCUCGAGUGCGAGGACGGUUUCGAUGAACACGGCGUCAGCGCGACGGCGACGAUCGAGACGCUGCGACGACGACCGGAGGUGAAGGGCGACGCGUUUUGGACGGCGAAGCUCAAGGAGCUGAGCGCCGAGCGCGUCUUCGAGGACUGCAUGACGGCGGUGAUGCGAGGCGACGUCGACGAGGUCGAGGCGUGCAUCGUGGACGCUGAAAACGACGAGUUGUUGAGGGAUUAG
Molecule: messenger RNA, 453 nt
Organism: Ostreococcus lucimarinus CCE9901
Lineage: Eukaryota; Viridiplantae; Chlorophyta; Mamiellophyceae; Mamiellales; Bathycoccaceae
Exons: 1
Coding region: 1-453 (150 amino acids)
Source: RefSeq, a predicted model, not a curated record